AUGGGUAAGAUGCAGUUCGACACGAUCGACGUCGAUAAGGACAAUGUGGUCAGCCGUUCAGAGUGGGACAAUUUUCUGAACUCAAUGGUAGUGCAAAGUAAGAACGAAGAAGUGAUGAAGCCUACGGCGGUGCAGUAUCGAAACCUGUUCAUUAGGGUCGGCGCACCCUUUGUUGUCUUCGGCUUUGUCGAUAACUUAAUCAUGAUAUCCGCAGGGGAGGCGAUAGACUAUCACCUGGGGGCCGCAUUGGGUAUCAGUACAAUGGCGGCGGCAGGAAUCGGGAACCUACUGUCGGACGUUGUGGGUACAUCCUUUGGGGGCCUGAUCCAGUCCAUGGCGGAUAGACUCCAUUUACCGCAUCCGCAUAUGUCUGCGUCACAGUUGGAAUUGAAGACUGCGCGAACGAUUAAGCACGCGGCCUGUUUUGCUGGCCUUUGUAUAGGCUGUACUUUAGGCAUGGUACCAUUGCUAGUUUUAUAA
Sphaeroforma arctica JP610 is the source of this 480-nucleotide messenger RNA. RefSeq lists its product as hypothetical. Gene Ontology annotation, molecular function: calcium ion binding. The record is from RefSeq and is a predicted model, not a curated record. Bases 1 to 480 code for a protein of 159 amino acids. The transcript is spliced from 4 exons. Gene Ontology annotation, cellular component: mitochondrion. NCBI's taxonomy places the organism in Eukaryota, Ichthyosporea, Ichthyophonida.